This is a messenger RNA of Nomascus leucogenys (northern white-cheeked gibbon), 2553 nucleotides long. It is a transcript of the gene ZNF529, whose product is annotated as zinc finger protein 529. The transcript has 5 exons. The record is from RefSeq and is a predicted model, not a curated record. NCBI's taxonomy places the organism in Eukaryota, Metazoa, Chordata, Mammalia, Primates, Hylobatidae. The coding region runs from base 279 to 1916 and encodes 545 amino acids. Gene Ontology annotation, biological process: regulation of cytokine production; regulation of immune system process; negative regulation of transcription by RNA polymerase II.
GUCUCCGGGGCGGCCCGUUAGGCGCUGCGCGGUGCUCGCUGCCGGCGCUCCCCUCCGUUUGCACCCACGCCCGCCCUAUUGUGGCUGGCACUACGGUUCUCCCAGGACCCCGGCUCCCUUUUCCGUUGACCUGGUGGUCGUUUUCCGUGUGUUGCUGAGAGGUGGAUAUUAAAAAUCAAGGCCAGGACUACAGUAAGUCUGAAAUCACUGAAGUGCUUGGAGUGCAGAACUGAAAGAGUUUCAUUGGGGAUCAUGUCCAUGGAGCUCCUCAUGCUGUCAUGCCAGAAGUGGAAUUCCCUGACCAAUUCUUUACAAUUCUAACCAUGGACCAUGAACUGGUGACACUCAGGGAUGUGGUCAUCAACUUCUCUCAGGAGGAAUGGGAAUAUCUGGAUUCUGCUCAGAGGAACUUAUACUGGGAUGUGAUGAUGGAGAACUACAGCAACUUACUCUCACUGGAUUUGGAGUCCAGGAAUGAGACUAAGCAUUUAUCCAUAGGAAAAGAUAUUAUUAAAAACACUGGUUCUCAGUGUGAGGUAAUGGAAAAUAGCAAGUUACAUGGCCUUGAAAGUUCCAUUUUGAAAAAUGACUGGCAAAGCAAAAGCAAGAUUGAAGUACAAGGACCUGAAGUGGGAUAUUUCAGUCAAAUGAAAAUCAUCUCUGAAAAUGUGCCCAGUUACAAAACUCAUGAAUCUCUUACUUUACCUCAGAGAAGUCAUGACAGUGAGAAGCCCUAUGAAUACAAGGAAUAUGAGAAGGUCUUCAGCUGUGACUUAGAGUUUGAUGAAUAUCAGAAAAUAUAUACUGGUGGAAAAAACUAUGAAUGUAAUCAAUGUUGGAAAACCUUUGGGAUAGGUAACUCCAAUAUGUUACAACUGAAUAUUCAUACUGGUGUGAAACCUUGUAAAUAUAUGGAAUAUGGGAAUACAUGUAGUUUUUACAAAGACCUUAAUGUAUACCAGAAAAUUCGUAAUGAGAAGUUCUAUAAAUGUAAGGAAUACAGAAGGACCUUUGAAAGAGUUGGAGAAGUUACUCCACUUCAAAGAGUUCAUGAUGGUGAGAAACACUUUGAAUGCUCAUUCUGUGGGAAAUCCUUUAGAGUGCAUGCACAACUUACUCGACAUCAGAAAAUCCAUACUGAUGAGAAAACUUACAAAUGUAUGGAAUGUGGCAAGGACUUCAGAUUUCAUUCACAGCUUACUGAACAUCAGAGAAUUCAUACUGGUGAGAAACCCUACAAAUGUAUGCACUGUGAGAAGGUUUUUAGAAUUAGUUCACAGCUCAUUGAACAUCAGAGAAUUCACACUGGUGAGAAACCUUAUACAUGUAAGGAAUGUGGGAAGGCUUUUGGAGUAUGUAGAGAACUUGCUCGUCAUCAGAGAAUUCAUACUGGUAAGAAACCCUAUGAAUGCAAAGCAUGUGGAAAGGUCUUUAGAAAUAGUUCAUCCCUGACUAGACAUCAGAGGAUUCAUACUGGUGAAAAACCCUAUAAAUGUAAAGAAUGUGAGAAAGCAUUUGGAGUAGGUAGUGAACUUACUCGACAUGAAAGAAUUCACAGUGGUCAAAAACCUUAUGAAUGUAAGGAGUGUGGAAAGUUCUUUAGACUUACGUCAGCCCUUAUUCAACAUCAAAGAAUUCAUAGUGGUGAGAAACCUUAUGAAUGUAAGGUAUGUGGGAAGGCCUUUAGACAUAGUUCAGCCCUUACAGAACAUCAGAGAAUUCAUACUGGAGAAAAACCCUAUGAAUGCAAGGCAUGUGGGAAGGCCUUUAGACAUAGUUCGUCCUUUACCAAACAUCAGCGCAUUCAUACUGGUGAUAAACCCUAUGAAUGUAAGGAAUGUGGGAAUUCCUUUAGUGUUGUUGGGCAUCUUACUUGCCAACCGAAAAUUUACACUGGUGAGAAAUUAUUUGACUGAAAUAAAUGUAUAAAGUGGUUUUUUCUGAUUUUCACAGGAAAAUACUGUGGAUGGAUUUAAUAGGUAAUCAAGGCAAUUCAGUAUCUCCCUCUUUUAAAGUCUGUUUUUAGACUUCAUGGUCAUUCUGUAUGUAGACGUAGAAUUGCUUAGUCAUAGCUGAUAUAUACUUAUAGCUUUGUUAGAUGUUGCCAAAUAUUUCUCCUUUUUAUGUUAAAAAGAGUUUUUUUCAUGAGUUUCUCAUCCUGGCAUGUUUUGUUUACAAUAGCUUUUGAUGUUUGUAUUAUUGCUCUUUUGACUAUUCAGUUUUUUAAUUGUAAUAUUACUUCAGUAUCUUUUCUGCAUUGUAAUUCUUUGCUUGUGAUAUCUAUACUUACUUAUUUUCCUCCAGAGAGUUAGAACUCCUAGUCAGAUACAAUGUAUUUUUACAGUCUUAACAGCUCAUCAUUUUGUGUAAUGUUCUUGUUUCAUUUUGAAUGAUAGAAGUGUGAUCUCCUUUCCAUUUUCAUCAAAUUGUUGACUUCUCUUUAAAUUUCUACUUUAUUUUGAUACAACAUAUUCCCCCAAAAAAAACACAUACAUAGGAACUGGUUAUAUUCCACCAUAACACACACACACUAUAUACAUAUAGUGUAUAUAU